Capsicum annuum is the source of this 612-nucleotide messenger RNA. Its product is annotated as UDP-glucuronic acid decarboxylase 5-like. Gene Ontology annotation, biological process: D-xylose metabolic process. Gene Ontology annotation, cellular component: cytoplasm. NCBI's taxonomy places the organism in Eukaryota, Viridiplantae, Streptophyta, Magnoliopsida, Solanales, Solanaceae. The record is from RefSeq and is a predicted model, not a curated record. The transcript is spliced from 8 exons. The coding region runs from base 1 to 612 and encodes 203 amino acids. Gene Ontology annotation, molecular function: NAD+ binding; UDP-glucuronate decarboxylase activity.
AUGAAUCCCACAAGUGGGGCUAACGUGAGGAUUCUGGUGAUCGGUGGUGCUGGAUUUAUAGGCUCUCACCUUGUUGACAAACUAAUGCAAAACGAGAAGAAUGAGUUGAUUGUUGUAGAUAAUUACUUCACUGGAUCAAAAUACAUUGUAUUUUAUUUAUCCGAACUUGUUUUGGGAGUAUUUGUUACUGAACCAUUGUUGAUUGAAGUUGACCAAAUUUAUCACCUUGCUUGCCCUGCUUCCCCCAUUUUUUACAAGUAUAAUCACGUUAAGGUUAACUUUGAAGUCCACCGCUGCGACCUCUUCUUCUUCACUGUGAGACUACCACUACUGCGUCUUCUUCUUCUUCUUCACUUCAAUGAUGCACUCGCAUUGCUUCACGCUUCGCCAUCAUAUUUUUGGAAAGCAUGUAGUAUGCAAGAAUUUCGCAUGCUCAGCGUUGUAUGCAAAUUUUCAGUAGUUAAAAGUUGUUACGAUGAAGGCAAAAGCGUGGCUGAGACUUUGAUGUUUGAUUAUCACAGGCAGCACGGAAUAGGGAUGACCAUAUUGAAGCCAGUCUGGCUAGUGGCAGUGUUUGCUGAAGCUGCCUCAACAGGGCAGUGGCCGAGCUAG